Oncorhynchus masou masou (cherry salmon) is the source of this 7022-nucleotide messenger RNA. RefSeq lists its product as uncharacterized. Gene Ontology annotation, molecular function: protein binding. Gene Ontology annotation, cellular component: cytoskeleton. The record is from RefSeq and is a predicted model, not a curated record. NCBI's taxonomy places the organism in Eukaryota, Metazoa, Chordata, Actinopteri, Salmoniformes, Salmonidae.
UUAAGCGGUCGAGAGCAAUCCCAAUACGAUGACAGCAUCCAGCCUCAACCCCCACGCGCCACACCGUCCGGACACGGAUUCUACCGAUUCUGACAAACUAUUCUGUCUGCUCUCUCUCUUGAAUCACUUAAUUUGACUCUCCCGAUCCACAACCCCGGUCCGUCUUUUUCUUUAGAACACGAGGCGACUCCCGGGAUUACACAUUCUGAUUGGUCCUGAUGAUCACAAGGGCCCUCUUCCACCUCUUGUCGGCCAAUCCCGAUGGGGCUCCGGAGCUGAUGUCACAGAUGGCCCGAGGAUUUUCAUGUUUGGGAAUCCAGAAGAUACAAGCAAUAGCACGUUAAAUGGAGGAGAAAGAGAGGAGUAGGAGUCGGUCUCUGUCUCGUAGCCGUAGGGCCACCCGGGUGCAGCAGGUGGUGGGGACGUUGAUCAGACGCACCCGCGAAUCACUCAGCAGAGAGCGGAUCCUUGGGGAUGGGAGGUCCAACCGGUCUGGCAGCGUGACCAGUCAGAACUUCCCGGUGAGGCUAACGGUUCAGAUCGUCAGAGACCCGGUGUUGGACUCCAGCGGUCAUGGGUUCUCCCUCUCCAAACAGCACCCUCUGCUGGUCAGGGACGUGGCUGCAGGAGGCCCAGCAGAUGGGAUACUGUACCCUGGAGACCAGGUGUUACAGAUGAAUGACCUGCUGGUGGACCAUCUCAGCUAUGAACAGCUGCAAGACAUCACCAGGGACUUGGAGGACUUUGUCACAAUGACAAUCCUAAGGAACAUGACAGGUCCUAAGUCGUCCAUCAUGUCGGCAGAGAAGAGGGCUCGUCUGAGGAGUAACCCGAUCAAAGUACGCUUUGCAGAGGAAGUGGUUGUCAACGGUCACACUCAGGGGAACUCUCUUCUGUUCCUUCCCAAUGUUCUGAAGGUGUAUCUGGAGAACGGACAGACCAAGGCCUUCAAGUUUGACACUACCACCACUGUCAAAGACAUCGUUGUGACUCUGAAGGACAAGUUGUCUAUCCGCUGCAUUGAGUACUUUGCUCUGGUGCUGGAACAGCAGUACAGCAUCACCAAGCUACUGCUGCUGCACGAGGACGAGUUCAUACACAGGGUGGUGCAGAAGAAGGAGAACAGCAGCCAUGACUACAGGUGUCUGUUCAGGGUGUGUUUCAUUCCCAGAGACCCCCUGGAGCUGCUACAGGAAGACCCCACCGCCUUCGAGUACCUCUUCCUGCAGAGCGUCGGGGACGUUCUACAGGAGAGGUUUGCGGUGGAGAUGAAGUGUAACACUGCACUGCGUCUGGCUGCCCUGCACAUGCACGAGAGACUGAACAGUAUAGGCUCCACCCGGACCUCUAUCAGGAGCAUCACGAAAGAGUUUGGUCUGGACAGCUUCAUCUCACCCACUCUGCUCAGUAACAUGAGAGAGAAGGACCUGAGGAAAGCCAUCAGCUACCACCUCAAGAAGAUACAGUCACUGCUGGAGCCACAACAGAAGCCUUUUGCCUUACUGAUGGACUCUCUGGCAGCCAAAGACCUGGCGUGUCUCCUGGGGGGCUACUGCAAGCUCCUGGUGGACCCCAGAGUGUGUGUGUUCCGUCUGGGACGCCCCAAGGUCCGGGUUCACAGGAUACCUGCUGAGGAAGGUGUGUGUGAAGGGAAGUUCGCCGUUAUAGAGGGAGUGUGCUAUGAAUCGCUGACAAGCUAUGUGUCCCGCUGCUGUAGUGACUCCAAUGACUCUUCAGAUGAGGACUACCCUGCCGAGCCUCCGCCAACGCACACCCGCAAACGCCAUGCACCCGCCAGCAAAGACAGGGAGGGGUGGAGGAGAGAAAAGGAGGAGCAGAGAGGAGCAGAGGGAAGGAAAGAAAGAGCUGAAAAAGAAGACAAAGAUAAGCAUGAGGUGAAGAUCAUUGUGACGUCAGAGAAGGACAUGGAAGUUGAGGAGGAGGAUGGAAGAGAAGAUGGAGGAAGAGAGAUACAUCUCGGAGGUAACGCCAAUGAAGGAAGAGUGGAACAGGACAUGGUACUGGACACGAACUGGUAUCACACAGACCCACGGGUUAACAGUAGCUUCUCCAGCCUGUCCAGUGGCUCUUUGAGUGCUGCCUUGGAGGAAAGCGGUGUCGCAGCCAGGGGAGAGGACCUAGCCAAGGCCUCCUCUCGUGUGGACGCCCUGCGUGAGGACAGCCCCUCUCGCCGGUCCAAACAGCCGACGGGUGUGGCGAUCCCGACGGGGAUCGCCACACUGGAUGUCCACCAUCCAUUCCUCCUGGAGGUCACAGCUCGAUCUCCACAGCACCAAAGAGAGGGCGCCGCCGGCAGCACGGCCUCCGCACCCGUACGCCCCACCAACCUGAGUUACCGUAGCAACGAUAGCUCGUGUCUUUGCUUUGCCGAGCUUUCCCAAGGCAGCUACCUCCCCAGCCCCCCCGAGGCCACCAGCGACGAGGAGGAGACGGAGGAAGUUGAGGAUGACGAUGAUGAGGAGGAACUGAGACGGCUCUCUAAGAUACCCAGUCAGAUAGACCUGCGCCUCAUCGACAAGAUCUGCGCCCGGUCUAACAAAACUGCUUCCAACAACAAGUUAGACAUCCCCAAAAUCAUCCCCAACCUCACCUCCUGUGAAAAGAGGACUGUUUGUAGCUCCGCCCACAAAAGGGAGGAGCGUCUAUCAAUUCACUCUGGAGAUUCCGAGCCUUUCCUAACACCGUCCCCUAAUCCUCCUCCUCCUAUUGCUAGGGAAAGUGCUUCGGAGUCAGAUGAUGAGUUCUUCGAUGCCCAGGAGCGGUUCACUCCUCCAGUUCCUUCUGAUGGUACAGAAAACAGUUUGGAUGCGGCUGACAAUAAGAGGCACAGUAAACGCUGGACUGGCACAGGGAACGGACUGCCAGUGGUACCAGAGAUGGAGCCUCCCUCACCCCUCAAAAAGAAGCACUCCUCCCCUGACCACAAGAAACAGCAGGAGACCCAACGAGACCCAAAGCGCCAUUCAAACCAGGCUUCCACUCAGAGGGUUGAUGCCAAGACCAAGCCUCCACCAUUGGCCCCCAAGCCCCAGCUACCCAUAAAACCUGAACUGGCCCCCAAGCCCCAGAUGGGCUCCCAGAGGUCUCCCCAACACGGCGGUCCAUACUCCCAUUGUAACGGAGAUGCUGGUGGGGGCCACGCGGGCCUGUUGGAGGUAGACACCAUGGAACCAGACACCAUGGAGUUUAAAUCAGUCACCUCGGGAGCGGGGGGGCCUCCACUCGCCUCCCCCCUCAUCACGGCGGUACGGAAGAGCCAGCAACCCCCUGCCGGUCCACAGGGUGUGGAGAACGGGCCUAAGAUAGAGAACAGUUCUAAGCAAGAGAACGGUUCUAAGAACGGGACUCAUCACGUGCUUCCUAAGGACCGUGUUCUGGUCACUGCUGACAACAGGAGAGCUGAUGUUGAAACUAAAACAAACAGGGUUACCCUGCUGAAGGGAGAGGUCAGAACGGGGGAUGGGGUGGACCUCCCGAAAAAGCUGACAAGCCUGUCACCCAUUUCACAUUCUGCUUCAGGAGAUGAGAUCAGGUUGAGCCUGGCCACCCCUCCACCACUCUCUCCCAAACCCUCCCCUCCUUCUCUCCAUCCCCUAUCAGUCCUCGCCAUCCCGGUCUCACCAAAUGAGAAAGAGGGGACGUGUCCGCCGAGCGGCCUGCACCCCUGGGUUAGUUGCAACGGGAGCAAUCAGACCGGGAGGAGGGUCUCUCUGAGUCACGAGAACUUGUCGCCCAAAAAUACAGACGCCCCCCUCAGCCUGACCAGCUCCCUCACCACCUCCUCUAAAGGGACAGUGGGAGACCCAGAGAGCACAGGAAGGUCAGGGUCAGACCUGAGGGUCAGUUCUUCCAGCCUGGGGGGCCGUCUGCCUACCUCAGCCCUGAGAGGGAGGAUCCAGGCCCUGCCCUGGUACAUGACCCGCUCCCAGGAGAUCCUGGGCACCCUGGACCACUCUUCCACCAGCUCCAUCAACGGGGAUGUCACGUCCGGCUAUGGCUCCGGUUUGUCAGUCAGCGGAGCCUCUGAGGUCAGCAAGGUCACUGCCCAGGCAACAGUUGGUGAGACUGCAGGGGGAAAAGGGAAGAAGGAAGUGGUGGAGGAUGGAGCCGAGGUUGUCAUAGCAACCAUCAAAGAGUUCCAGGAAGUGACUCCGCGUGCGAAGGAGGCCAACGGGAAUAGCGGGUCGCACCCCAACCUGACCCUGAGAGAAAACGAUGCACACGUCUCAGAACCCUACGGAUUCCUGGGGUCCUGCAAGUCGGAGCAGCCUCAGUCCAGACCCCACUCAGAGGUGGGGUUAGGGGGCGGUUCAGGCCCGCCCCCAGAGGGGGACUCUCUGGAGCACACCCCUCCCCCGGCCCACCGUGAGGCGUGCGGCUGCCGCACAGUCUACGCCAACUGCUUCAGCGGUGACGUAGAGGACGGCUGUGGCUUCGACGAGGAGCUCACCAUCUACGAGUUCUCCAAACGCACGCGCCCCAAACCAGCCCAUUCUACACCCCUGGCCUCCCCCACCUCCCCCAUCCCCUCCCCCGUCAUCCUGUCCCUGCUGAGAGACACCCCUCGCCCCCUCUCCACCCUCUCCACCACCUCCUCAGAGCUCAGCCCACUCCUGUCCCGCCCUGUCUCCCCCACGCCCCUUGGCUCCCUGCGUUCCCUCACCAACAAGCACUAUGGGGGGCUGAAAGGGGGCUUCGUCUCCCUGAGACAGGACAUCAAUCAGCUCCUACUGGUCCUGGCUGGGCCACCACCAUCAUCAGAACCCUCCAAAACAGAUCAGGAUGAGGGUGGAGAAGGGGGACCCAACCCAACCCAAGAAGAGGGUCCAACCGCGUGCUGUGGAAGUGCAAGUCCUCUGCCCAUGACGGAGCCUGAGAGGAAUUUACUCCAGGCGGAGGCACGGCGGUUGGCAACAGGGUGCCAACGUGCCACGCGUGUGGGCUGGGCUCCAGAGGAGGCGCUUCGUUCCUUAUCCAACAGUUUCAGUGCCCUGGUGCAGCUCUCCGCAGCCUGCCUGAGAACACACCCCUGUCCUGGAUGUGACGUCUGCCGCAACAGGGGUCGGAUCCAGAGCACUGAUGAUGAUGAUGGGGGCCAGGAGGAGGCUCUGGACAAGCUGAAGGAGAUCGUAGGGCUGUACAGGGAGUUUGUUGGGGCUGUGGAGACUGCUGGAGCCGGGUCUGGGUCCAGUAGUGGGACGGGGUCUGGGGAUGGACAGGGAGAGGGCGAAGGGGUGAGGCUACUGGCCAAACGGUGCACGGUGCUCAUCUCUUCCGUCUUUUCGCUAACACAGCUGUUCAGGACGCACUCGCCGGACACGCCAGGUCACACGCCUCUCAACUUUUGACCUCUGAACUUUUAAAACUCCUUCUCGCUACCAGGACUAAGGUGAUGCAGUACAAUACAUACACACCUGUACAGUAAGUGCCAUGUACACACACACACACACACACACACACACACACACACACACACACACACACACACACACAUACACACACGCGCACACACACACAUUCACACACAGACCUACCAAACACAUCCUUAAAUGAUGAAAAUAACCUCUUCCACUGACUGCCAUUACUGCUAGGUCUCCUGAUGGACUCAUCUGGACUAUGCAUUUGUACAUAGGUAUUUUAUAACUAACUAACUAUCUAUCUUCUUAUUGUAUACUGUAUGUAUGAAUUAUGUAUGUACGUAUUUAUGUAUGUAUUCAUUUCUAUGACUGUUUGCGCCAUGGUCCUUGCUGGUGUAAGACCUUAUUGAUGUUGUAGUUUCUUCUACCUCCCUCCACCUUCUGUUUCUCCUCUGGGCUGGUGUCUGCUUUAGCGGCUUCAAUGAUUCUUCCUCUGGGCUGGUGUCUGCUUUAGCUGCUUCAAUGAUUCUUCCUCCUCUUGGCUGGUGUCUGCUUUAGCUGCUUCAAUGAUUCUUCGGAUCCAGUUAAAGGUGCAAUCAGUAACUUAGAUGUUUCUAUUGGGAACUCUAGGAAAAAGUACAAUGAGCAUAUUAUGCCAAAUAGUAAAACACAACACAAACUUUUACAUUCGCGAAGACCCACCCCUUCCGUUUACAAUCAAAUGAAAGGGGAGCACUAUUGGCUGUAAAAUAAAAUAAAACAGAUUGCACCUUUAAGAAGAGAAAUGAACCAUGUGAAAGCUAUCUAUUUCUGUUCCAUUCCUGGCUCCUGACUGACUACUUGUGUGCGAAUGCUUGAAUGGAGAAAACACUCAAUAACCCAAACGCUUAUAUGCAGUAAUUAUACAGUAUAUCAACUUUGAAUCCAAAGGAUACAUAUAUUUUUCUGGGGUGCAUUGCGUGGAUGGGGGAAUAGUGGAAAGGAUAUUCAUUUGGUAUUUUGUAAAAAGGUUUUGACACGGCACAAGGAAGGCUGACUGUUAAAACAUACUAAAUGUAGCAUCGAUCCAAAGGCAUUUAACACUGAGCCACAAUUUUUACUAUUUUACUACUUGCCCAUGUUUAGCUCUGCAGAGGGGCGGACUGACUGAUUCGGUUUGUACCAGACCCGUAGAUAGAUAUACAUCUAUGUUUGUGUUAGUUUGAGUCUAUCUGUCCUUCCUUGGUUUAUGGCUAUGCAAACAUAACCACGACUUCCCUGUUCUCCCACAUAUCAUUCUCUGUUACAAUUGUGUUAACAUUAAAGACAAGAAUACCUGCAUAUGCUUUAUAGUCUUUGUUCCUGGAAAUACAGAGAGGGCUUCCAUGUAUUAUACUGCAGUGUCUGGACAAUGAUUACGGGUAUGUUCAGGAUUGCAAUGUUCUGCAACGUUGCACGUAAUCGGAUGCAACAUAUCUCAGCAGUGGCUUCUAACCUGAUGUGUUGUGGGUAAAAUGCAGAGCUGUUCUAUGACUUGGAAACUGUUCACAACUCACUGAUCCUGGACAGAGCCCCGGUCAAGAGUCUGUAAACAUAUUCAAUCUGAACUUUGACUAAAUAAAUGGGUGUUUUGCCUUUCGUUUGAUGAGACACACAGCUAUUUGA